AUGGUGAAAAAGUCUUCCCACAAGACGCAUGUCCGUCCGACGCCUUUACAACAAGUCUGGCACCGCGUCCAGGAGGAGAAUGCCCGGGCUCUGACGAUGAAGGAGGACCGUGCGAUGGCGAGGAUCAGCACGUGGAGUUUGGGCGGGUCCAGUGAGUACGAUUUGGACGAGCGCAUGAUGAGGCUCGCCUAUGGGAUGGAGAUGGCGAGUCGGGCCGGGCAAGUGACGGAUGAUGAAAGAGGAUACCCGGGGCCUUGCACGUCUCGAUGGAGCCACGACGCGAUCACCAGCAACGGCCAAGUGGGGGUGCAGCCCGACUCCGACUCCCCAGUGUCCCCACUCGUGCACACCGAACAAUCACGCUCGUCUGGGGCCGCCCAAACUGUCAAAGCAGGCACGAUCGUCAUCGACACCACGACCGACGAUGACCAAGACGAACGCAGAGCCGUCGGCGUCCAGAAACCGGCCUCCAGGAAGGGCAAGGGGAACGCGACAGCCAAGGACCCGCUCAAGUGCUCAUCCGAGAAUUGUUCGACCGAUCCCAAGUGCUUGAAAUGGUUGGGUCAACAAGAGUGGGAGAAUACAGGUCAGCCAUCAUUCCCCCCCGAGCGUGUGGAGAGCGGUUUCGCGUUCCCUGACCUUCGUUAUGAGCUCAUAGAGAAAGCGCUGGAAACAUUUGCUUCGUCAAGAGGGGUCGGCGAAGAUCCGGGCCUGAAUCUGCGCGAACCGGGCGUACCGGUCGGACUCAAGGUGGGCAGCCCACUCGCUUCAGACGGCUGGAAUAUACUAAGCAGAGCGACAUGCAAUGCCCCACAGAACCUUGGCGCAACCUGCUACGCCAACAGUUUUCUCCAGGUGCGCAUUCGAACCCCCGCGGUGGGCUUUCGGACCUCGGACUGACCAUCCGUUUCUUCUGUACCAUCACAGGUCUGGUUCCGCGAUCCCGUCUUCCGCAACGGUAUCCACGCCUGCAAACCCGUCUCGCCGACCUCUCCAACACCCAUCACCCACUCCCCGCUCUACCACCUCCAAGUGCUCUUCACAUUUCUCCAAACCUCCGUCCAGGCCGUCUACGACCCCACACCUUUGAUCCGGUCCCUCAAAUUGGAUACGGGCGAACAGCAGGAUGCGACCGAGUUUCAGAAGCUGUUUAUGAGCUUGUUGGAUCAUGAGGUGAGGAAGGCGGGGAAGGCUAAGGGCGGGUCUGAAGGGGAGGAGGUGGGGGGGUUGAUCGCUAGCAGGGUAAGUGCGAGCGAUGGGCGCUGAAUCGAUCGUCUGACUGAAGCAUGGGAUGAGGCUGACUACUGGUGGCUAUGAGUGUGCAGUUCGAGGGGAAGAUCUUCUACGGCACCCGAUGCACGGGCUGCAACAACACGUCCGAACGGAGCUCGACCUUCAACGAACUCGAAGUGACGCUCAAGGUAAGCAGUUGCCAGAACCGUCCCAUGCGACAUUGAACUUCUCCUAUGGAAGGAUGUUGACUUUGGGAAGUUUUUGACGUUCAACAGGCGAAUUGUGAGCUCGAGGCUAGGAUCGCGGAAAGUCUGGGUGAUGAGAGGAUGGAAAAGGAGAAUCAGUAAGUGAGUAUUCUCUCCAUCAGUCUGGCCAGCGCGAUUGAUGAAGUGUGCCCUUUUGCAGGUACUACUGCGACAAUUGUCAGAAGAAAUGCGAUGCGAUUCGUUAUACCCGACUGCAUUCACUACCACCUGUCAGUCAAACUAGCCCGAUCGAACGCAGCAGAAGAAUUUAUCACGCCUCCCCCUGGAACACAGGUCCUUCAUUUCUCCCUCCUGCGCUUCGUCUACUCCCUCAAACAAGGCCAGCGCAAAAAAUCGCAGCACUCCAUCUCGUACCCCCCAUCGAUCGACAUGAGUCAAUUCGUUGAAGCGAGUCAGAGGGAGGAGGAAAUGUGGUACGAUUUGAAGGGUGUUUUGUUGCAUAAGGGCGUCAGCGCGCAUCAUGGACAUUAUGUCGCGCAGGUGUUUGAUGAUAGGUACGGGUUUCUUUUUCUUUUUCUUUUGGCUUAGGUGUCUUUAGAGGGGGGUAGCCUUCGAAGCCCGAGCUGACCUGAUGCGAGCUUUAUUUCGACAGUUCGAAUCAGUGGUAUCUCUUCGACGACGAAGUCGUCACCCCCAUCGAGGACCUCGACACCUCUCGGGUAUACAAGGACGAAGAGGAAGAUGGAGAAGAAGGAGACGAUGAGGACGUCGAUGAGAUUGUUGUAUCCUCGGAUGAUGAGUACCAGGAGGGCGGCUCGAAAGGAAGGAGGAAGCCCAAGUCGAAGGUGCAAGGGAGGGGGAAAGCGAAGGUCAAGGGGAAGGGGAAGGUGCAGGUUCAGAAUGGGGGUGGGAAGACGGAUGGGACUAGGUGAGUUGCGGGGGAAGGUAGAAGCUUCGAUGUGCGAGGUUGACUGACGUUCUGGGGAUGUUGUGUCGGGUCCCGCAGCAGACGUCCUAAAUCGAAAGAUGCUUGUAAGUGGCAACUUUUCGUCCCGCUUCCCGCUUGUCGAGGCGCUGUAUUGACACCAUCACGAUCGUCUGAACGGACAGACAUGCUCGUUUACAAGCGUCGAAGCGAAUCUGCCCCUAGAGGCCAAUACAAAGUCAUCGGCACGUCCGAAAUGGCUCCCGUCCCCAUCACCGUCGACCCGAUCCCUCCUUUACUCGCCUUGGCCGAAGUUCAACGCCUUGAUGAUGCCCAUGGGAAGAUGGUGGACGAGUAUCAUGCGAGGUGAGUUGGAAAGAUGUGGGGCUGGGAGAAGCAUUGAUGUCUGAACCCUACCCUUGUGUUAUUGCUCUCACCAGGGUCGCCUCGGUCAAAAAAGACUUUGAUCGCCUACGCGAGGCGAAAAGAUCCGUCUAUCGCGUUUGGCAAGUCGAGGAGACGAGAGAGGUGGAUGAACCGAGUUAUGCGGUUGAUAAGCGCGAGUUGGUGAGAUGGCUUGGGCAGGGGCUCAAGAAGACGUCGAGGAAGCAGGAUUCGAAAGGGGCUGGCGGAGAUGAGAGGGAUGGUGGAACGGAGGAGGUGGAGGAGGAGCUGAAGAAGGAGAUUGCGAAUGGUGUCGACGGAGGGAAUGAGCCUCACUCGUCGAUCACGGAAGUUCAGAGCUCGAGCGAAGGAGGACAAGCCAUGGAGGAUGUGGAAGCAGGACCCGUGGAAGGUGUCGCGGACGUGAAGGUGGAUUCGAGCUCGAACAAGCUGUCUUCGACGGCUAUCAUGUGCGAGCAUGGCAAGAUUGAUCCUCACAAGGCGGAUCUCAUGAAGCGCGUUUCCAAGGUACGCCUCACUCUUGAUUGCGAUCCUUCCUUGGAUCGUCGCUGAUUCUGUUCGCAUAACUUAACUCACAGGCCGGAAUCGAAGCCCUCUCCUCCCUUGGCGUCACCCUCGACCCCGAACUUCAGAUCCCGCGUGAUUUUUGCCGCGAUUGCGUUUGGUCCCAUGUUGUCGAGGAGCUCUACGUGCUCGAGCAUUCUGAACAUACGCAGGCGAUGAAUGGGGCUGACACGGGUCGUGACGUGGCGAUUUCUAAACCUUGGUUCAAAGGUGAGCUUGAACAACACAAGCAAAACCCGUGGAUCUAGAUCGUUAGCUGAUGAUGGACGGAGUUCGCAUAAGAUUGGUUACGUACCCCCAAACCCAAGAUGCACGUCCCCGGAUCAGCGACGGACCCUUCACCCCAGAGCGAACCUUAUCUCUCCGACGUGAAGUGCGAACACGGACUCACGCGCCACGAUCCCAAACGCGUCGAGCAACUGUCCUUCGAGGUGCGUGUUUCCCAUCCUCAAGUAACCCUUAUUCAGUGAGAGAAAGAACUGAUGGCUACUCUGAAGAACUUGAACUAGGAGUCCGCGAUCUUGCAAUCCCUUUUUCCCGAUUGGGAACCGAUGCGCUUGGAGCAGUCCCAGGCGUGUCCUCAAUGCGCUAAAGCAGAGGCCAAGGAGUCCAAGGAGAAUGAUCGCAUGGUCGCGUUGGCUAAGAAGGAGAAGGUGAGUUUUGGGCCAGAAGAGUGAGGUACUCUCGGGACAUUGGCGGAAAUUUGACUUGGUUCUGUCGAUAGGGCGUGCUCAAGAGCUUCACGAAUGAUACGCGGUUGGGCGGGACGCAGAUCUUGUUGACCGGUACAGGGGAACAUCUCCUCGUCCCUUAUGGUGAGUUUGAGAUUCGAAAAUGAGAGAAUGGAUCUAGACUCAUCACAUCCUCUUUCGUGCCCCCAGCCUUCAAGAGACAAUGGUUCGAGUGGAACCAUUCGGUCUCGCACCGCUCCGUCACGAGCGAACGACCGGGUGAAUUGGACAACUCCCAACUUCUUUGUGAACACCAACGCCUGCUCGCAGAUCUGGAAGCCGAGAACAAAAAACUUCGUACGAUUCACCCAGUGACGAGUCAAGAAUGGAAACUGCUGCAGGAGAAGUAAGUGAUCGGACACGCUGCGUUUUGGACGGACCGUGGGCCAGACUGACGUUUUCCAACUGCGCUGGUUCGUGAAAGUUAUAACGCUGGUCCGCAGAUCAAGGUGUGGCAGGAUUAUCAGACGUUGCAGUUCUUGAGCUCGCCUGCUUCGUGUGAAGAAUGCCUUCAACGACAGUGAGUGCACGCGACACGGGAAGUGCGACACCACUGCGGCUUUUCUUGGGCUGAUGCUGUGUCCCUGGCUUGAGCUCUACAGGCGCGAGAAUUUUGCGACGACGACGAUCAAGGUCGUCACGAUUGGUGAAGACAAGUUCGACAAGGACGGAAACUACAGAAAAGGUGCCUUUCCGAGCGCGCCCAGGAUACGGUGCAUGAGAUCUGAACUCAGAGCUGACCCGUUCUUUUGUCGUCCGGGUGCACAGCUCGCGUCGACAGUUCCGAUAGCGACGAAAUAACGGUCCUUUCCUCGCCGCCCCCUGCUACGAAUGGAAAGCGCAUGCCUCUGAAGGCGCAGAAGACAUACGGUCAGAAACCGGUCGUCGUUCGUUUUCCUGCGGUCGGUGCGACGCGUACUUCGGCCCGCGUAAGGAACCAAGGAAUGCUGUACGAGAACCGAUCGGCGACGUUCAUUGAGGUGAACAAGACGGACACCGUCAAGGCACUCAAAAUUUCGGUAAGUCCUUCUCCGUCUCUGUUCAUUGCUUGUUGGGAAGCAAGAGUUCCUGAACCUUUCCCGGCAAAAACGCUGUAUACAGAUCGACCACAAGCUGUCGAUUCCUACCAUCUGCCAGCGGCUCUUCUUCAAAGGUGAAGAGCUGGACGAUUCGUCGGCCACGGUCGAGAAAUUGGGUAUGUUGCCCGAUAUGGUGCUCGAGUUGUUCGAAGUCAAGGAAGGCGCGUUGGGGUUGUCCAAGUUGGAGGAUGUGGGGGAUGAGAUUCGGUCCAAGGGGAAGGCGAGGAGGGAGGAAGGGUUUGGAGGGACGGGGUUGUCCGGGUGGGAACAUGCCGGUGGCGCAGAGAAGAUGGUCGUGGAUGAAGCGAGUGUUGUGGAGGAGGUACCUACGGGUAUCGAGGCGUCGAGGAAGCGAAAGGCCGAGGACGCGGUCGCCUCAUCAUCAUCCGCCUCGCCGGCCGCGGAGGUAGCGGUACCGAUCGCCUCGCGGAAGAAGGGCCGCCAAGUUAUCAUCGAAACCGUCGAAGAGGAGGAGGAAAAGGCCGAGACAAUGCUCAUGUCCGAAGAGGGGGUGACCUGUCCUCAGUGCACGUUUCAUAAUGCGUCGGGUAUGACCCAGUGCGAGAUGUGCGAUUUGCCUUUCAAGUAG
Microbotryum saponariae is the source of this 5732-nucleotide messenger RNA. NCBI's taxonomy places the organism in Eukaryota, Fungi, Basidiomycota, Microbotryomycetes, Microbotryales, Microbotryaceae. The record is from the annotation of a GenBank genome assembly.